CUUCCGGGCUGCAUUGAACCUCUUCAGCUGCCGUAAGCAGUGGGUCGAAAGUGCCGAUCAAAAUGGAAGUGAAUCCCCCCAAACAGGAGCACCUGCUGGCCCUGAAAGGUCCUGUUUUCCUCUGAUUUGGAAAGAGAGUCUUAUAAUUAAAAAUUACAUUCUAGCGCUGAGGAGCGCAUCUAAGAAAUGUUUUCUUCAUUAAGAGUAACUGGAUUACUGCAGAAUGACUACAGAAGUAAUAUUACAUUAUCGACCAUAUGAGAAUGAUCCCACACAACUGCCAAAAAUUGCAGAGAAAGCAAUCCAAGACUUUCCUACACGUCCGCUAUCGAGAUUUAUUCCUUGGUGUUUGCAUGAUGGGUCCAAACUUCCACUCAAACCUAAAAGAUCACCACCUGUGAUUUCUGAAGAGGCAGCUGAAGAUGUGAAACCGUACUUAACCAUUUCAGAACGUGAUGUUAAAUCACAGAGUUAUGAUUGCACAGUAGAUCUUUUGGAAUUUCAACCUAAUUUAAAAAACAGGAAGCACUUAAUCCGGUCACACUCACUGAAUGAGCAGACUAAUUCUGGAACUCUAGAUAAACAUUCAGAAAAGGGAAGACAGCACAAGAAGAGGUUUUGGAGUGUUUCACUUCCCAACAGUAAUUGUACUGAAAAUAUUUUUCCUUUGUCUAAAAAAUUGCAAGAUAGUUUAAAGGCACUGAAUUUGCAUUCACUUUAUAGAGCAAGAUGGACUAUAGAGCAUGCUAUUUGUAACAACCAAACUCUGGAAGACAUUUGGGCAAAACUCAAUCAAAUCAUCAGGCACAAUGAACUUCCAUCUUGUAAUGCUACAUUUCAGAGACACUUAGGCCAAAUUUGGGUGUUCUGUGAUAUUAUGUACUGUGAAUAUGUGGGAAGUCUUCUUAAAGGAAGUGAUGCGGUUAACUAAGCCUACUUUAUUCACCAAUAUUCCAGUAACAUGUGAAGAAAAAGACUUACCUGGAGAUCUCUUUAACCAACUCAUGAGAGAUGAUCCUUCAACUGUAAAUGGUGCAGAAAUUUUAAUGUUGGGAGAAAUGUUGACUUUACCACAGAAUUUCGGGAAUAUAUUUUUGGGAGAGACCUUUUCCAGUUAUAUCAGCGUUCAUAAUGAUAGCAAUCAAGUUGUAAAAGAUAUAUUAGUAAAAGCUGAUCUUCAGACAAGUUCUCAGCGUUUAAAUCUUUCAGCCUCCAAUGCUGCAGUGGCUGAACUUAAACCUGAUUGUUGUAUUGAUGAUGUCAUACACCAUGAAGUAAAGGAAAUUGGAACACACAUCUUGGUGUGUGCAGUGAGCUAUACAACUCAGGGUGGAGAAAAAAUGUAUUUUAGAAAAUUCUUCAAAUUUCAGGUUCUCAAACCAUUGGAUGUGAAAACCAAAUUUUACAAUGCAGAGAGUGACCUCAGUUCUGUGACUGAUGAAGUAUUUCUCGAAGCCCAGAUUCAGAAUAUUACAACCUCACCCAUGUUUAUGGAGAAAGUUUCAUUGGAACCAUCAAUAAUGUACAAUGUAGCAGAAUUAAACUCAGUCAGCCAAGCUGGAGAAUGUGUAACUACGUUUGGGUCAAGAGCAUAUUUGCAGCCCAUGGAUACACGCCAGUAUUUGUACUGCCUAAAACCCAAGAAGGAGUUUGCAGAAAAAGCAGGCAUCAUUAAAGGAGUAACAGUAAUUGGAAAAUUGGAUAUAGUGUGGAAAACAAAUCUAGGUGAAAGGGGAAGAUUACAGACCAGCCAACUUCAGCGAAUGGCUCCAGGUUAUGGAGAUGUUAGAUUGUCUUUGGAGGCAAUCCCAGAUACCGUAAACCUAGAAGAACCUUUUCAUAUUACCUGUAAAAUAACAAACUGCAGCAGUGAAAGGACUAUGGAUCUGGUUUUGGAAAUGUGCAAUACCAAUUCUAUCCACUGGUGCGGCAUUUCAGGAAGACAGCUUGGGAAGCUGCAUCCUAGUUCCUCCCUCUGCCUUGCCCUCACUCUGCUGUCCUCAGUACAGGGACUGCAGAGUGUCUCCGGCUUAAGACUAACAGACACGUUCUUAAAGAGAACAUAUGAAUAUGAUGACAUCGCACAGGUCUGUGUGGUAUCUUCGGCCAUUAAAGUGGAGAGCUGAAGAAGAUUUCCAAUGUUAUGCUUUUCAUUGAAUUUCACAGAACUUUUUGUAUUUUUGUCACCUUUGUGAAAUCAAGUCUACAACAAAAAUAAGUACCUGUUAUUUAAAUUUCUUUUCUGCCAAAGUUAAAAUAUUAAAUACUUGUGUUGAAAAGAACCAUCUACAGAUUUUAUCUCGUGAGUUACAUUCUGAAUGGACAUUUGUACAUUUUCUACACUCAGCCUAUUCCAUUUUUAGAUAACCAUUGGACUUUGUUCUCCAAAAGCUCUGUAUUUGAGGCUGUUUGUCCCUAGCAAGUAUCUGGAAUGGGGGGUUAGCAAACAUUUUAUGUAAAGGGCCAGAUACUAAAUAUUUGUCUUUGCAGGAAAUGUGGUUUCUGUUGAAAAUACUCAACUCUGCUGUCAUAGUGGGUCAGCAGCCAGGAGGCAAAAAGAGCAGGCAGUAUUUACAGAAACAGGCAACUGGCCAGAUUUGGCCUGUAGGCCAUCAUUUGCUGACCUUGGUCUAAAAGAUACAGUUGUUUAAAACUUUCGACUCUUAUACUUUAUUUAAGUUUCCAAUUAACCCCAGUUUUUUUCCUAACUCCUCAGUCAGCAGAAAAAGCUUAAGACAAAGGGAGUAGGGCUCAUGUAACCUUAUAUUGCUAACACAGUAUGAGUUCUCCUCAGUUUUCAGUUAUUCUGUUUGUAUGUACCUAUGUUUGUAGUUACAUAUUAACCCACAUGGUCUAAAUUUCAGUUACUAACAGCAGAUCAGAAUUGGUUUAAUUUCUUGGAUUGUUGAUUACUGUUAACUUUUAACUAAGAAUCCUGAUAAUUUUCUAAUUCUAAGCCAAAAAGUCCUGGUUUGUUUUUUUUUUCCACAUUGAAAAAUAAGCCCCUUACUUUCAUAAGGCAUGUUUAAAGGAUUUCCACCUCUGCUAUUUGAUUUUGAACUCUACGUCAUGUAUUAAUACUAUAAGACUGUCUCUGUAUGUAAUCACAGUGAUUUACUUAUUCCAGGAACAAAAGAGUAAGAAAGUUAAGAUUGUAAACAAGUUUGCAACAUGAAUAUAUAAUAUAUAAGUUUCAAUAUUUUGUAAGGAAACCAAAAGCUUAUGCUGUUAAAUAAAAGCUUAUUUUGGUAAGUUGAAAUUCAAGGAUGUAAAUAUAAUUGCUUAAAUGUUAGAGUGCAUUAAGUCAAAUAUAAAAAUUGGUUUUUCUUAAAUGCAUAAUUAUUUAUUGCCAUGACAAAUUAUUUGGUCCAGAGUAAAGCUAUAUUCAAAACGAGAUUUGCCCCUUAAGUUGCACUAAUGAAAUAUCUGUGCAAAAUAAAGUGCAAGCA
Messenger RNA from Callorhinus ursinus (northern fur seal), 3449 nucleotides. Lineage: Eukaryota; Metazoa; Chordata; Mammalia; Carnivora; Otariidae. The record is from RefSeq and is a predicted model, not a curated record.